CAAAGAAAAAUCCAGUCCCUUCAGUUUAAUGGCGGCUCUCGGCUGGUGUGUUUGAUGAUCUGGGCGUGAGUUGGGAUCUUUUAAUCCAUUUCGGCCUUUGGUUACAUCGAGAAGUGUCUCGAAAUCACGCCAAUUCCCGGCAACUCUUUUUGUUCUGUUGAUAUUUAACAUUCCGUCCCCGAAUCGACGAGUAAAACUCGGCCAUCGUUUUGGCUUCACCAGUGAACUGUGUGGUUGAGUGCGCGCCUGUGAGAGAGAAGAAGUGUGAAAGAAAGAAAGAAAAUGCCCAGCCUGACCUGAGAGCAUCACCGUCUGUGUUUAGAAAAUUAGAAAAACGGACAAAAGGCUGCAACUAUCCUAAUUUAUUCGACCACGUUCUCCACUUUUGUAUUGAAAUAACACAAAAAUCUUGGAAGAAAACUUUAGAAACGGAUAUCCGGCUCUUAAAAUAAAUAAUACUGAAAAAAUCUCUCUCUCCACCCUCUCACACACACGUAAGGCAGACUCUCAAACGCUCAGGAAAUUCUCUCAAAAAUGAAUCCCAGAAUACAUAUGGCGAUUUUCAUCGCCUUUUUGGCUGCACAUUCGGUUAGCAGUAACAUCAACAGUGCAUCAUCGGUUGCCAAGCAGCAGCAGCAAGUGAGUGGGCUCAAUCUGAAAGCUCUCGACGACUUGUACAUUGACGACGAAGGUGACGACGACAUCCAGCUGGCGGAUGAAGCUUCCGGAUUAGGUCCCCUGAAACCGGCCCUCGGGGUGGAAGACGAAGAAGAAGAAGAGGAGGAAGAAGAAGACGAGGAAGAAGUGGAUGAAUAUGACGACAACCCUGCGCCGGUAGAGGCAGCCAAAAAGGCCAAGGACGCCGGAACUACGGCUACCGCUACCACAAACAGCGGCGGUGGCAGCAGUAACAACAUGACGGCCGGUAUCGUCAGCUCUAGCGACUACAAGGAUGACGUUGUGGCACCACCCAAAGUGAGUCCCGUGGCGGCCUCACCAACGAUGGGCAAACCUCCGGCGCCGGCCGUCGAGGACGAUGAAGACGACGAGAACUUUGACGGGUCGGGCGGAUCGGGCGCUGGAACCGGGUCCAACGUCGACGACGAGAACGAAGACGAGGACGACUACGACGACACGGUGACGGAUGAGGAGGGUGGAGGCAUCGACCUCGGCUCCGUCAUCACGGAACCGGCGCCAAAAACAACGAUGAAGCCCGAAAAGAAGCCCGAAGUGGUGGUGGUCGCACCACCCACCGCUCCUACUUCUCCUACCAAAGCGCCAAAGGAGACGACCCAGGCUCCUUCGUCUCCUCCGCCGCUGUCCGGCGGCCGAGAUGAGAACCAGGUUCCGGCCGAACCGAUGACAACUCCCGUUCCAGGGCCCGUCGAUCCUUCCCAGGGCAGCGGUGGUUCCGUGGACGGCAAUCGAGGCCAUAACGACGUGCAGAUUCUCGAUCACAAGCCAGAUGAGCGUCAAGCUUCGUUCUUUGCUCAGCCCGGAAUACUCGCCGCCGUGAUCGGGGGAGCCGUGGUGGGUCUGCUCUGCGCCAUUCUCCUCGUCAUGUUCAUCGUUUACCGCAUGCGCAAGAAGGACGAGGGAUCCUACGUCCUCGACGAGCCCAAACGCAACUCGCCCAACUCGAAUCCGUACAAUAAAAACAGUCGUGAAUUUUACGCUUAAUUUAACCAAUGAUAUAACUACUAUCCCGCCAUUUUUUUUUCAUUCUUUGGGUUAAUUUUUUUUUAAUCAUUUUUGAUUUUAUGGCUCCCGCAAAUCCUCCCAAAAGCUUCACACUUUUUUUUAACCUAGAAUCUACUCCCGAGUUGAUUAUUUGAAUAAUUUUUUUUCAUGUCUUGAUAAUUAAUGAUGAAGUGAAAACCAACAAAAAAGCGAAAUCAGCGUAUUAUGUAUAGUGCAUCGUUGUUACCGCCACGACUAAUUAUUUCACCAUGAUUUUAUUCUUUUUUUUUAUUAUUUUAAUCCCUAAUCGCAUUCCGUACUCUUUAUUUUGACUCAAAUUAAUCAGCCAGGAAGAAAGAAAAGAAAAAAGGAAAGAAACACACAUAGAAAUGCUCUUCUUCUCUUUGAACUUUGAUGAAUUUAUUAAUUAAAAGAAAAAUAAUUUUUUUUUCCUUUUUUUUUUUAUUUAAAUCCAUACAUUAUUCAUUUGCGGGCGAGAGGCGGGACUUGCCUACAAAAAUUAUUUACAUCAUUGAAUUUCACCGGCACCACAUUUUUCUCCCCCCUCCGUAUAAUUCAGUUACGUUGUGCCAAUCAUUUGAAGUAUAAUAACUCUCUUUCAUUUCUCUCAGCUUAAUUAUUAUUAUUAUUAUCUAAUUCUCUCCUUCCGUUUUCUAAUGAUGACACACUUGCACGGGAUAAUAAUUUUUUUCGCCUGAUUUUUCGUUGUCUGUCAAAUCGAAUUUUUUUUUUGUUUUGCCGUCACGUGGAUGUAUAAAAAAAAGUAACGAAACGUUGACUCUCCUCCUAUCACAAUAUCUUGUAAAAGGAAAAAAAGAAACAUUAAGCUAAAUCCUUUCGUGUAAUCAUCAAAUUCAGGAGAGAGUUGUAUACAUUUCGUUUGUAUUUCUCUUAUUAUUUUUCAAAAAAAGACAAAAAAAAACAAUUCGUCCUCAUAUGCAAUAGUUAGGAAGUCGAUCAAGAGAUAACAAGAAAAAAUAAUAAAAAAAAAACCAUGAAAAAUAAAAU
Messenger RNA from Daphnia pulex (common water flea), 2709 nucleotides. Its product is annotated as syndecan-like. Bases 535 to 1680 code for a protein of 381 amino acids. The transcript is spliced from 4 exons. Gene Ontology annotation, cellular component: cell surface; membrane. The record is from RefSeq and is a predicted model, not a curated record. NCBI's taxonomy places the organism in Eukaryota, Metazoa, Arthropoda, Branchiopoda, Diplostraca, Daphniidae. Gene Ontology annotation, biological process: cell migration.